Athalia rosae (coleseed sawfly) is the source of this 649-nucleotide messenger RNA. RefSeq lists its product as uncharacterized. The transcript has 4 exons. Lineage: Eukaryota; Metazoa; Arthropoda; Insecta; Hymenoptera; Athaliidae. Bases 111 to 416 code for a protein of 101 amino acids. The record is from RefSeq and is a predicted model, not a curated record.
UUGAGAAAGUUUAUUCAAUAUCAGUCAACAACGAUCUCAUAUACCUCUCGUAGCUCAAAAGAAUUUUCUACGGCACACACAAUUUCCGCGUAUCCAAAAUCUCAUCGACCAUGCACGCCGCUGCUCUCUGUUUCCUAUUCGCCUGCGGAAUUUUAUCCGACAAAAUUAUUAGUCCAACUUCUGCCGGCAUCGCCGAAAUUUUGAACGAAGUAGAAGAGGUACAAACUCCUGCACAUCCGAUAGUUCAGGCGAAUUCCUUCCGUGAUGUUUUGGAGGAUAACAACGUAGGGACGCCUUGUUAUGUGGAAUAUCAAGUGACGAAACGUACUGCCGGUCGUUGCAUCAAGUUAGCUCGCAACAUUCGUGCCUGUGCCGCUGGAUCUUACCUCGAUCCCUUUCAUCCGGAGUGCAUGUAAUCGUUGAAAGCAACAAAAAUGCCACUGAAAAUACCGAAUGAAAAACGACCGAAAAACGUCCACACGGUACAUCCGAUCGUCCCUAUUAUUUAUCAUAUAAAAAAAUUGAUUAAACUAAAUGUUGAGCAUGCACAAUUAUUAUAUUUUGUUUUAAGUUAAUUUAUUAAUUUGCCUAUUUAUUGAUAUAAUCAUAUAUUAUUAUUUCGCCUUCAUGAUAUAAAUGUAAAUAUAUA